Molecule: messenger RNA, 456 nt
Organism: Colletotrichum destructivum
Lineage: Eukaryota; Fungi; Ascomycota; Sordariomycetes; Glomerellales; Glomerellaceae
Exons: 3
Coding region: 49-258 (69 amino acids)
Source: RefSeq, a predicted model, not a curated record
CCCCUCUUUGGCAUUUUCGGUGAACUUGUUACGCUAUCUUGCCUUGCCAUGCCACCCUCAAGACUCGUCCCGUCCAUUUUGCCCUGGUGCUACAACGACCCUGACCCUGUUGCAAAGGAGUUGGAUAAGAAGUUUGGCGCCAAUCAGUACCGGCUCAGUGUGAAGGGCAAUCAGUACCUCGUUGAAGCUCCCAGGAAACUUCAACCGGGAGAGAUCAGGCAAAUUCAUGACAACGUCAAGUGGCAUUACCGGGAGUAAGAAAUGUGGAAGGUCGUCAUUACCAGUGAAGCCUCACAGACAUCAAGUCACUUUUGAGGAGGAUGGGAACACUGGUCCAAGAAGGUCCAAAAAGUUCUGAACCCCCAUGCCUUGGCUUGUUAGCGGAGUCAAUUUCAUUUAUAUUCCCGUGUUCUCAUCGAGACUUAGUAAUACACGUUGCUCAGUCCUGUGGUUUUU